Molecule: messenger RNA, 1497 nt
Organism: Chaetomium strumarium
Lineage: Eukaryota; Fungi; Ascomycota; Sordariomycetes; Sordariales; Chaetomiaceae
Exons: 5
Coding region: 1-1497 (498 amino acids)
Source: RefSeq, a predicted model, not a curated record
AUGGGUGCGCACGUUUCCACCACCAGCUGUGCUGCCCACUACAACAUCACUCCCAACUGUAGCGUCGUCCUGGCGCAGGACGACUCCACCGCCCUCCUGCUCGGCCAGAGCGCCUAUGGCGAGUUCCAGGGCGACCCAGACAUCGCAGGCAUCGGUGUUCUCGGGGCAUUCCUCUGCGUGACCGCUGCCUCUUUGCUGCUGUCUAUCGCAAGCAUAGCAUGGUGGUGGGCCAAGAACAUCUUUGGUUUCCUGGAUCAUAUCACAAGAGAAGAAAAGUCCCUCAGAAACUGGCAACUCAGUAUCGCCGGCAUCAUCGAGGCGCUCAUCGUUACCUGCAGCGACCAGCAAGUCUUCACGGGCGGCGCCUACGCAAUCACGCUGCGCUAUGCGAAGGCCUGCUCCAUCUCGGCCUACCAUUACAACAUCGUCGCGAGCAUCCUGCUCGUCACCUGCGCCACGCACUUGAUGGCCAUAACCGUUGCGCGGCACUACUGGAAGCAUCCCUUCGUCGGUGUCCUGCGUAUCGCAGUAACCAGCCUCCUCUUUAUCAUUACCGGCGUCCUCUUAGCGAACCGUGACUCCGAAGCCAACAAGUUCCCGACCAAAGUGCCGGAUGAUACGGAACAGUACAGUUUGAUGCUGCUGCCAGCCUCCUGUUUCCAGGGCGGCCAUCUUACGUUGGCUAGCGAGGUCCAGAAAACGCUCAAAGUGGGCUCGGCGGAGGCUUUCUUCACUGGACAGCUGCAUGGCUGGCCGAACUAUGUGAUCAUGUUUCUCUUUUACAUGAUUGCUGUCGCUAUGAGCCUGGGGCGGAUAAUCCGUCGAGGGAAGGGCCGUGACGGAAACCGGAAUAAGUUCAUGCAUUCGCUGAAGCGGGUCUUCCCCUUCUUCUUCCGCAUCAAACGGGUCUUCUAUCUCUUCUUUGGCUGCUACUUGCUUGCCGGCAUCGGCAUAUCCACCUGGACUGUUGCCGCCGCAGCCAUCUACGUCUUUCGGCUGCGAUGGUGGGUCAGCAACUCAGGCUGGAUGCAACUUAACAACAACCAAAACCCAGAGAAUGACCCAUCUACCUUCGGCCAGCUCGUCCCCCUCCUCCUCAUGUCCCUGACAGUGUUCACCUUCCUGCAAAUCGUGAGCGAGCGCGUCCACGCGCGGAGAAUACGCGACAAGGGGUUCGACUACGCCUCGCUCCGCGGCUCAUCCGGCGCCAGCUACGAGCCCUUCUCCCAGUCCCCUCGCACGCGCUACUCGGCGGUGUCUGUCCUCGAAACUGGCUCGAUGCGCGAUCAUGACCACCGAGGUCAUGUGCCAGAGAACGAACAGCAGCUGUAUGACCCGGCUCAGUACGACGACAACGACAAUACCGUGCAGGAGAAGGAGAAGCACGAGCCUGUUGUGACCGUGGCGCUCGUCCAAGAGCCCGAUGACAUGGACGUGGCUGAGUACAAGCGUUAUGCCGAUCGUGACCACGGUAACGUUCCUGAUUAUGAUAAAUGA